GGUCACAAAAAAUAUCAUUAUAGAGAACUUCGCAAUACAUUAACAGUCGUUUAUAACCGAACCACGUAUUUUUAAUCAUGCUAUCCUUAAAAACAACAUUGGUUUUGGUCUUUUGGGUAACUUUGUCCUGCAGUAGAGCCAGCCGACUUCCAGACCCUGGAAAUGUAGGUAUCGUGGGCGGUCACAGCAUCUCCAUAGAGAAAGUGCCCUUCAUGGUAUCACUAAGGUUACGGAAUGGCACAUUCCAUUGGUGCGGGGGAUCCAUCAUACACGCCCAGUUUAUAUUAACUGCUGCACAUUGUAUAAUGCCGAACCAAACCUACACAGUGGUUGUCGGCACCGACCACCUUGAAAAAGGGGGAACCCUUUACAACGUCUCCAAAAUAAUCACCCACGAAGAAUACUCCACCAAAACCUAUGACUUUGAUAUCUGUCUCAUGAAGCUCAGUACGCCUAUAUCGUUUGGACCGAAAGUAGCUAAGAUUGCUUUGCCCGGUGAAAAUCUUCAUGUGAAAAGGAAUACUAUUCUCUCCGUCACUGGUUGGGGAAGCACCGGGGUGAACAGCACAGUUUCCAACGACCUCUUGCAAGUGUCCAUAUCGCUGGUGUCGAAUAAAUCCUGUCGGAGAACUUACGCCAGGUACCUUCGAUGGAUCAGCCCGAGGAUGCUCUGCGCUGGGGGGAACGGCAGAGAUUCUUGUCAGGGUGACAGUGGGGGCCCGUUAACAAUGGGAGAAGUACUGGUGGGAGUGACGUCAUUCGGCAGAACGUGUGGAAUCGAGCCUGGAGUAUACUCCAAGGUUACAACCUUCCUGCCUUGGAUCCAACAUCACAUUACACAGAACCUCUGAAUUAUUAAUCGAAAACAAUUUUUAUAUCACUUCAUCAAACCUGUUCCAAAAUGUUAAGCAUUUCUAGACUCAUAUGUAAUUAUAAAUAGGUACUAAAUAAAUAUUUACCUAAGUAA
Pectinophora gossypiella (pink bollworm) is the source of this 967-nucleotide messenger RNA. RefSeq names its product serine protease 29-like. The record is from RefSeq and is a predicted model, not a curated record. Gene Ontology annotation, biological process: proteolysis. The transcript has 5 exons. Lineage: Eukaryota; Metazoa; Arthropoda; Insecta; Lepidoptera; Gelechiidae. The coding region runs from base 78 to 851 and encodes 257 amino acids. Gene Ontology annotation, molecular function: serine-type endopeptidase activity.